CUCUGUUCACUCCUUUUAUCUUCUCUCCCUACCACCCAUCUUUUCACUAUCCACUCUUUCGCGCGCAACAAUCUGCCGAUAAAUAAAUCAACCAAUAACGUAGAGGGAAAGCGGCGCGCUUCUCUGAAGAAGAGUUAGAAACAACGUGGGGCCACUAGGGCUCUUAAGGGCACGUUCACCUCGACAGGCACAAGCACGAGCACAAGUGAAGGCAUAGACGUAGACAUCGCCGACACAAUCGACACCUUCAUUGCUACCGCAUCGGCCGCUGUUGAUUGCAUAGACAAUAUCAGCUCUGUUGGCGACGCUAUCAAUCUGCAUACUAGUAUGUCACACUCACCUACCACAUCGACGAAUGUUAUGGGCACAACAACCACAGCCACACCCACAAUUGCGCCUAUUCUAGACUCACAUCCAAUGAUUGGCUCUAAGGGUAACAUAUUUACUGAAAGUGAUGUUGAUCCAAAUAAGCCUAUCACCUCUUCAUAUACUCAGCAGCAGGAUCAGGAACAACCCACAGGAUAUAAGACAGAAUCUGCUAUUUUUGAGAAUGCUGCUUUAAAUUCUCAAGAACGGGAUAGUACUGCUGUCUCGAAGAGCACUGAGGUUGGGGCUCUAGAUUCUGGAGUUGCUUCGAACUUGCAGGCAGAUCAAGCAUACCAAUUAGACCAAGGUCAGCUGCUGAAUACAAGUGAAGCUGAAGUUACUAUGGACGCCCAAAGAUCUGAUGGUACUGCCUUAAGUUUAUCUUCAUGGGAUGUCGCCAAUGAGCAUGUCGCGACGGUGGUCUUGCAGUGCUUAAACAGGGAUAGAGAUAUGGAGCUAUCAUAUGUUGCAAUUUUAUCUGCCAUCACUGUUUUACAGAGCAAACAAGAUCAGUCUCCAGAAUUAGAGCAUAAUGAUCCAUUAUCACCCCUCUAUCGUCAACUUCAGGAAUCAAGCAAUGCUGUUGCAAAGAUGUAUUCGCAAAUCAUGAAGAUCAUAUGCCGCUCUAACAUCGCAGAGGAGCUUGGCAAAGAGAUUCUUCGACAAGGAGUCAUGUCACCGGAGGCAAUGUUUACCCGAUAUGAUCUGGAGGAUGGUGCUCACAUUGCCAUGGCCCAAUAUUGGAUCGAACGUAAGAAGUUUGACGAGGCUCAGGAUUGUCUUGGUCGAAUCGAGCCAGUGCGAUGGACUGGACCUGUGUACCGUAAUAUGAUUACAUGCCUUCUCUUUUCCAGACCACGACAGCUUCAAGAAGCUGAAUCUCUGCUACAAAAAUAUAUCAGCUUCCUGAGGGAAAGUAGGCAACAGAAUGUAGACGAAGAAUCCAAGGCUAGAUCAUGGUUCAAACUACAAGUGGAUGCAUCCAAGUGGGAAGAGAUAAAGAUGCAAUACGAGCGGAGGCGCUCUCGCCUUGUCGAAGGGUCAUCCAACGCCGAGCACAAAGAAAUUUCUACAGGCCCCGAAGCCAAGCUGACGCCCCAGGCACUUCGGCAGCAUGAGCUUCAGGCGUCUCCACAACGACAAGAACCUAUACAAGCACGCAGCAAAUCUGUGGCAUCAUCACUAGCUUCUUCUCUUCGUCAGCAAAGAUCAUCAUUCAGUCAUCAUCGUACCCCUUCAAUAGCAUCAGCGUGGCCAUCUGGAGCCACGACCACAUCCUCAAUAGCAUCAGCAUGGCCAUCUGGAGCCACGACCACGUCCUCAAUAGCAUCAGCGUGGCCAUCUGGAGCCACGACCACAUCUGCGAACCUCGCACUGAACACAACUACGCAGUCAUCAGCACCAGCCAAGGGGACAUUUUCGUUCUUUUCAACUCUCAAAUUUACAAAGGCUACCGAUGAAAACUCGAGUACAUCGUCGGUGGUACUUCCUAGUCGACUAAAUGUGAAUCAUCAUCUUACUGUUCUCGAUAAUGGCAUGUUGGAAGAGUGCAUCACCUAUAGAGAAUUCGAGUAUGGUUGGAAGCACAUUUAUGAGAAAAUGGGGCCUACUUUGGAGAAUGCAGAUACUGCCAAGAUUGCGAUGCGCCUAUGUAGACAUGCUUUUCUAGGACACAAUGGCCUUGACACUCAUCACCCUGGAUUGCCUAAUAUAGUCGCUAGUGACAUCCAUUUUGAUGAUGAUGACUUUGACACCAGCGGGUUGCAGAAUAAGGAGCCAAUGAAACAUGAUCCAGAGUUGUGGGAAGUACGUGGAUGGGUCGUAUACAACAAAGCGAUGACGAACCCACAUACUUUUCUAUCGAGCAAGUCUGGCCCUUCAUAUUCACAUUCCUCUAAUCCUUCCACAAAUCCUGCAGUGGUUCAGGGCGCCUUGGGAGCCCAAUCUAUAUCCAUAAAUAAUGGAGUGUCAGCUGUGUCAUUGUUCCUACACGAUAUUUUGACUAUUGCGGUCCGAUCUCCAGAGAUCUCUUCGCGCUACCUGAAGGCCUUCAAAGUGUAUAGCGCUAUCCGAAGCGAUACCCAGAAUCAAGGCUACCUGCGUGACCCAUUUGUGAUGUCCUGUAUGAUCAAGGCUAUAUAUGAUGCUACACUAUCUGUGAUCAAUAAUCCGAGCAAGAACUCUCUCCAUCGCUCCCAAUCGUCUUCACUUUCAUUGAACGAAGCGCACCCGAUGACUCUGGAGUCAUUGGUGGAUCUCGCGUUUGAAAUUUAUGCAGAUAUGCGGAAUGUGGGACCUAUUCGCCAUUUGCCUCACUUAACGAAUCUAUCGCCUAGUUCGCCCAUGGGCAAAUCUCGCAAGAGUGUUAGCAUCGGUUCUCCUCAGAUAGCGGCAGCAACGUCUACUUCAAGCUCUACUUCCAGUACGAUUGAACCCUCGGAUAUUGGGAUGACAUCGACUAUCUCCAUCUCACCUAGAAUGUCAUUUGCCGCAACGAGCACUUGUAUAUUCCAAGAGCUAAAUCCGACCUUGAAACCCAAUCCUCAGGCCCGUCGAUUACCAACGGAGCUGUAUCUAGCAUUAUUGCAUCUUUGUAUUCACGUAUCGACUUAUAGAAUCUCGUCACAGGUAGUUAAGACGAUUGUGGAUGAUAUGACUUCUAGCUUCGGUCGACAGCUGUACCAGUUGGAUUAUCAUUUGGCUGCAGCUAUGCAAUGUUUCCAUGAUAGUUGGAUGGUGUGUCCUCACAGAGACUCUUGCUUUGAGGACGCGGAGGAGAACUUGGUUCGAGCUGCAUGUGAAGGAGGGAGAGGUCAAACCCCGAAAAAGUGCAUUUAUUAUGAAUGGAUGUACCAAUCAGAUGAAUAUGUGGAAGAGUCUAUUAAUACCAUGAAGCAAUCAUCUGCAUUAUCUGCAGUUUCGGACGCGUCUUCAGUACUGAGUGGUGUUAGCAGCAAUACUGAAGUAAUGGGGGAUGUAGGCAAAUUGUCAUUAGAGGACCCUUAUUCGUCGCUGAAUAGUGAUUGUUCCGGAGCAGGGACCUGCAAUGAUCAAUUCUAUUGGGACAUGUGGUCAGCCGAGGACAAGGCAUUGAAGAACAUUCGAUUCACAACGGUCAAGGCUAAGAUGCUAUGGAAGCAUGUAGCACAGACUCUCUUGUAAUAAAGCAUAUACCAU
This is a messenger RNA of Lobosporangium transversale, 3543 nucleotides long. RefSeq lists its product as hypothetical. The record is from RefSeq and is a predicted model, not a curated record. Lineage: Eukaryota; Fungi; Mortierellomycota; Mortierellomycetes; Mortierellales; Mortierellaceae. The transcript has 5 exons. The coding region runs from base 328 to 3528 and encodes 1066 amino acids.